AUGGAGAAUAAAAAAUGGUCGCCACCGGCACAGCAAGGCGUCCCAGAAACAGGUGGUGGUAUUCCGACUCCGAAAGAGACUACUUUAUUGCGCCUAUCCCAGCAGAGGCGGCCCCGUACAAGCACCGAGAAGGUCCGAACGGGAUGCAUCACCUGUAAGCGUCGCCACAUCAAAUGCGACGAAGCAAAGCCGCAUUGUAACAACUGUCUCAAGAGCAGAGGGCAUUGCGAAGGAUACGCCAGCGGAGGCAAUAAGAAGACGAAACCUUCUGGCCCGGCGCAGAUCAUCUGGAAUGCGACGCAGGUCGUUCCUGCGGUAGGGCGAACAGUACCGCUGUAUAUUCAACCAGACUCUCCCCAUUCCCAUGAUGGGGAUGCGGAUAUGCGCUACUUUGAUGAAUUCAUAGCCAUGAUCCAGGCGCCGUGGGCCACUGCGGCUUCCAAUGGUGAUUUAUGGACAUCGGCUAUGCCUCAGCUUGCACAUGGCACGCCAACCCUUCGCUAUGCUGCCAUGGCCAUAGGUGCCUUGAGUAAAUGGAUCGGCCAGACAAAGUCUGGCCUGCUCCGUGUCAUGAUAGUACCGAGUACUCUAUCUACACAAGCAGACACUCAUUAUUUCAACGCCGUCGCCUAUUACUGCCGUGCGUUAAGGCUACAGAAUCAGCAAGCUUCUUUGCAAGACGCUGUAUUUCUGUCGGUGCUGCUACUUUUCUUUGAAGUUCUCCGCGGUAAUCGAAAGGCCGCUUUGGAUCACAUCAACCACGGCCUAGCCCUGCUCCUCAUCCUCACAACUGAUGACGAUACACAGAAUCAUGUGGCCAAAUUCGCCCCGAAUCCAUUACCAGUAAUCAGCUCAGUAGCAGACGUAUUCACGUAUCUCGCACCCCAGGCCCGCCUAAUCUUACGCGGCAAAUUCGGGCACAGCCCGCCAGCUCUUCCGAACUUCCUGAAGGGACUAAAGAAACAAAAGCAAACAAUGGAGUCGUUUAUGGUCUUACUGAGUCAGGUCUCUCAAUCUUCUCCAAUCAUGGACCGUAUCCCGACAUCAUUUACAAGUCUUGACGAAUUCGAGCAGCUAUGGAUCUCGUUUCAGCGUGAACAGACAGCCAUAGGUCUAAUAAUGGAGGAGAUCAUUCAUGAGACCAAAACGGUUGGGACAACGACCGAGGAAUUCCCCGACACUUUCCAUCUGAAAAUCAUCGGGGACUUUCGAAUAAGAGAGUUUUGUGCAGGCUCCAGAGAGGUGUUGGAAGCAUUUGAAAGGGCAUUUCUUCCGCUUUUCGACAAGAUCAUGAUGUCUGACCCGGAGUCGGCUACAUAUCUACGGGCUAUUCACUUGCGGUUGCAGCAUCUAGGCAUGUACAUCUUUGUGAACCCACCAAUAUUUCUUGAUAUGGAGUUGCUUCAAGCGCAAACUCCAUCGUUCCGAGAAUAUCUCUCCCUGGCCGAGGUUCUCCUGCGCACGGCUAGGCGGCAAAGCAAGAACCCAGCUCAUCAAUUGUCGUUGCAGUGCGUGUUGGCAAUGCAUUUGCUGACUGUGGCCAUGCAUUGCCGUGACCCUUUGGUGCGUGAGCAGGCCGUGUGGAUGCUCAGAGAUUAUCCUGGCCAGGAUGGACUGUUCAACACGCAUGCCAUGUAUGCAAUAGCUGUGAAGAACCGCACUGUGGAGAGUAAAAACGCAACUGAAGGAACACCCGACGAGCAGUUGCGGCGGCUGUGGCGCCGCGAGUUUAUCUUUGAAGACGGUGGCGAUCGGGUCGUCUUCCGUUAUAUGGAUAAAGAUGAUGGUGCGAAUGCAUGGCACCUUGUAGAGGAGGUAGCUGAUGUACAAAAUGAUAUUGAAGACAUGGAGUGGACACAGCGUGUACCAUCCGCAAGUGUGGUGCCGCUGAUAAUUGAUCUUUACUCUACUUGA
Molecule: messenger RNA, 1914 nt
Organism: Talaromyces marneffei
Lineage: Eukaryota; Fungi; Ascomycota; Eurotiomycetes; Eurotiales; Trichocomaceae
Exons: 1
Coding region: 1-1914 (637 amino acids)
Biological process (GO): regulation of DNA-templated transcription
Molecular function (GO): DNA-binding transcription factor activity, RNA polymerase II-specific; zinc ion binding
Source: RefSeq, a predicted model, not a curated record